AUGGCCGUAGUCCUCGAUCUCUCCGACGAGCUGAUCAUCCUCAUCAUUUCCAACUUUACUAAACCCUCUCACCUGCUCCAGCUCGCUCUCGCCAACAAGAGAAUCCACGCCAUAGCCAUACAACACCUCUACGAAAACGUUGUAUUCGACCGCGCCGACUACCCUGCCUUCCCCCCUUUUAUGCAGCACAGGGGCAGCGGCGUUAUCCGAUACGACUACAAAGCUCCUCACUCGAACGUGCUGCAUCUGUCCAACAUGAUCCGGUCCAACACUCUUCCAGCUGGCCAAACGAUCACCGCUCUUACCAUCGCCGUCGAUAUCAACAAUGUCUGCAACAAAUUUCAGACCUUGCUCUCUCUACUCCUGCCUCAGCUAUCUUCACUCAAGCAUCUUACCCUGGAGUCAGUCUCCGACCACCGGCUCGCUUGGCAGCAUGAGCAUUUCUCGCUUGCGCCACUAGCGGUUGCGUUGGGCCCUGCGAGUCACACCUUGCAGAGUCUUUCCAUGCAUUUCUUCCUGAGCCCCGGUGACAGCGAUGGCUGGACCAUCGGUAGCCUCCGCCAUUUUUCCGAGCUGAAGUAUCUCUCCGUUCAAGGAAACGUCUUGCUGGGCCAAUACGGCAACAUCGCUUCUACCAUGCCAUCCUUGGAUUCCGUCUUACCUCCAGGGCUGAAACGCUUGCGGCUGCACUGGUGCACGAUGAAAGGAAUCCAGAGUCUCUACGUCGUGCUUUUGGAUUUCGUAAAGGCCAGCUUGAGAGUCUCUCGCAAGAUGGAGGAGCUCGUGGUGCAGUUGGGUGCCAGGGCCGCCAACGAAGUCGACCAAUGGAACGUGGAGCUUUUCGAAACGAGCCUGCCGAACAUGAACGAGGAUGCCAGGCAAGGCGGUCUGCAUCUCAGAAUGGCACUGGAUUGGAGACAGGACUAUCGCUGGGUUGCACGUUCGGCGGUUGCACAUCAGUCUCUCAGAUUUUCAGGCAAGAAGGAGAGAAAGGGCCAUCCGAUAUACACAUACCUGAGCGGCUCCGUUGACAGCGGCAUCGCAACCCUCAAUACUGCAGAGUGCGUUCAAAGGACCUCCAACCUUUACCAUAAGCAGCAGCAUCCACAUAUGUAG
Molecule: messenger RNA, 1116 nt
Organism: Letharia columbiana
Lineage: Eukaryota; Fungi; Ascomycota; Lecanoromycetes; Lecanorales; Parmeliaceae
Exons: 2
Coding region: 1-1116 (371 amino acids)
Source: RefSeq, a predicted model, not a curated record